Messenger RNA from Saprolegnia parasitica CBS 223.65, 2031 nucleotides. RefSeq lists its product as hypothetical. The record is from RefSeq and is a predicted model, not a curated record. Gene Ontology annotation, cellular component: mitochondrion. The coding region runs from base 66 to 1811 and encodes 581 amino acids. The transcript has 4 exons. Gene Ontology annotation, molecular function: molybdenum ion binding; oxidoreductase activity; heme binding. NCBI's taxonomy places the organism in Eukaryota, Oomycota, Saprolegniomycetes, Saprolegniales, Saprolegniaceae.
GGUUAAUUCUCUCAGCAUCGUCCUAUUUCGAGAUCCCAAGAACCACUUUCGCCACUCAGGCCAUCAUGCUUCGCCUCAAGUCGCUGGUCCAGAAGCCUGCGCUGCGGCGAUGGACGUCGUCUGCCACCUCUUGUCAUGCUGGCGCGUUGCCGGCGGCCAGCAGCGAGCACGUGAAGCAAUGGUCGCCUGCGCUCCUCGCGUCCGGCCUCGGGCUCCUCGGGCUGUCGUACAUGCUUUCGGACGCGACGCACCUCGAGGCCGCCCUCGCCAAAGACGAAGAUGACGCGCCCGCCAUCGUUCCUGGCCUUUACAAGGAAGAGUUUCCGACGUACUCGCUCGCUGACGUCGCGACGCAUGUUAGCGCCAAAACUGGUGGCAUCUGGGUCGUCUACAAGCACGGUGUGUACGACGCGACGGACUUUAUCAGCGCGCACCCGGGCGGCACGAAGCUGCUGCUCGCGGCUGGCAAGUCCAUCGAGCCGUUCUGGCAGAUCUACGCGGCGCACAACCACGGCGAUGUGCACAAGAUCCUCGAGAGCCUUCGCGUCGGCAACCUCGCCGAGGCCGACGUCAAGGCGCUCGAGGACGAGCGCAAGAAAAAGUUUGGCGACGGCCCAUACGCGAAUGACCCGAUGCGCCACCCCGCGAUGAAGGUCAACUCGCACCAGCCGUUCAAUGGCGAGCCGCCGGCCGAGCUCCUCAUGCAGUCGUUCAUCACACCCAACGACCUCUUCUUCGUGCGCAACCACCUGCCCGUGCCAGACGUGGACGCGGCGACGCACAAGCUCGAAUUGUUUAGCCCUGGUCUGCGCACAGACGACGGCCAGGAUCGCAUUGCGCUCUCGAUCGAGGACCUCAAGACCAAGUUCAAGGAGCACCAAAUCGUCACGACGAUCCAAUGCGCUGGCAACCGCCGCGCCGAGAUGUCGCACAUCAAGCAAGUCAACGGGCUCAGCUGGGACACGACCGCGCUCUCGACGGCCAAGUGGACCGGGGUGCUUCUCUCGGACGUGCUGGCGUACUACGGCGUUUCCGACGACGACGGCGUCCUCGCGCACUGCCACCUCGAAGGCCUGGACCGUGACAUCACCGGCCAGGCCUACGGCGCGUCCAUUCCGCUCGCGACGGCGCUCGACAAGCGCAAGGAGGUGCUCUUAGCGUACGCGAUGAACGACGAGCCGAUCCCGCGCGACCACGGGCACCCGCUGCGGGCGAUCGUGCCCGGCACCGUCGGCGCCCGCAACGUCAAGUUUCUCGGACGCAUCGUCAUCUCGGAGGACGAGUACGGUGGCUUUUGGCAGCAGAAGGACUACCGUGGGUUCCCGCCCAACGUCGAUUACGCGACCGAGGACUUCCACCGGUACGCUGGCGCGUCGAUCCAGGAACUGCCGGUGCAGUCGGCGAUCACCGAGCCCAAGAGCGGUCGACCGUGGCCCCUCGACGGCUCCGACGAGGUCGAUGUGCUCACGGUGAAAGGGUAUGCGUGGAGUGGCGGUGGUCGCAACAUCCUUCGCGUCGAUGUGUCGCUGGACGGAGGCCAGACAUGGCAAGAAGCGACGCUUGCGCCCGAAGCCACGGCGCAGCGCUACAACCGCGCGUGGGCGUGGACGCCGUGGACGCUCGAUGUCGAUGUGGCCGACGACACGAAGGAGCUGCACAUUGUGUGCAAAGCUAUUGACUCGUCCUACAACGUGCAGCCCGACACGAUCGCGCCGAUCUGGAACAUGCGUGGCGUGCUCAACAACGCGUGGCACCGCGUGCAUGUGCCGAUCGAGAAGCCUCCGCGGGCGCCAGAGGACGUGGAUGCGUAGAGAGGAGCUAGCCUGCUAAGCUGUGGUAUGUGUCUGCUUCUCUGUCCACCCACCUCGCCCUGCUCGCUGCGGGCGUGUAACAUCACGCAUCGCAAGUAUUUCCGUUGCUUGUGGCGGCGCGAAGACGUAACUCGAUUACAGCUCCGUGUCACGAGCUGGCUCCCGCGAUGCUCGAAGCACCGCAUGAGGUUGGCGACGACGCUUGCGCCGGCGGUGCUCA